Molecule: messenger RNA, 1118 nt
Organism: Patiria miniata (bat star)
Lineage: Eukaryota; Metazoa; Echinodermata; Asteroidea; Valvatida; Asterinidae
Product: G-protein coupled receptor moody-like
Exons: 1
Coding region: 1-1095 (364 amino acids)
Biological process (GO): G protein-coupled receptor signaling pathway
Cellular component (GO): membrane
Molecular function (GO): neuropeptide Y receptor activity
Source: RefSeq, a predicted model, not a curated record
AUGGCGUUUUCUACAAACUCAACUCCUGAGCUGAACUCAACCUUUGAAGUCCUGUACACGUACCCCGAGUUGGUUUUUCUUGCCGUUGGGUUCUCUAUCCUGAUAGUCCUGGCAAUCAGCGGUAACUGCCUGGUCUUGGUUGCCGUGGCCCGUACCAAGAAACUCCAGAAUGUCACCAACGUGUUCGUGGUCAACCUGAGCGUGACUGACUUUCUGUCCAGUUUUGCAAGCAUGUGGAUUGUACCUGGCUUGCUGAGUAAAACUCCCGGCUACCCAUUGCAGCCCGACAUCCUGUGCGUUGCCUCGGCGUCUCUUGUGUACAUCACCAUAAGUACCAGCCUAUUUACCCUUGCAAACAUCGCCCUGAACCGAUGCAUCCUAGUCAUUAGACCUAUGGAGACCUACCAAUGGCUGUACACACCCAAGAAGACUGCCUUGAUGGUUUUUGGCUCUUGGCUAAUUCCCUUGUGUACCACCAUCAUACCGCCAUUGUCCGGCAUUGGUGGCCUUGGUUUUGAUCCAGAGACACGCUUCUGCAAAGAUGUGGAAACUCAUCCGAGAGCUGACGAGUACGACAACCUUCAAUUUGCCGUGUUUUGUCCACUGCCCUUCCUUGUCAUCAUUACUUCAUAUCUCCUGAUCUGGCGACAUGUUAGACGUCACUUCAAGAAGCGUGGACAACAUGAACACGGUCUGCAGUCAUCGAGCGGUAGACGUUCUGGCCCCUCGUCUCCUUCAAAGCAAGAGAGUGACGAUGCCCAUACUAGUAGCUCUCAACAGCCCGCUGGGGCUAUCAAAAGCACCCUGAGUUCACGUCGACUGAGCCGCCGUAUGAGGAAUGAGCAACUGGCAAUAACCAAGAACCUCUUUUUGAUUAUCUUAGUCUUCAUGGUCUGCGUCAUUCCUCAUGCCAUCAUUGAUGUCACUAGCAACCACCGAUACGAGCUGUACGGCGCCUUGAUCUUAUUCAUCAGUUGUUGCAUUAAUCCUCUCAUCUAUGCCGUCAAGCAUCCACAUUUCGGUCCAGUGAUGAGAGCAUUGAUACGCUCCAGAUGUACUUCAGAAUCUAAAAGCUCCUCUCAAAAGAUUCCGUAGACUCUACGAGACUCUAAUAAAUU